UUUUCUCUUUUCAACACUCCACAACAACAACAACCCCCGUCUCCCCAUCUCCCUCUCUCGCAUCACUAGAUAUCUUGGGCCGCCACGCAGGAGCGGACCGCUUCCAUCGGUCGGCCUCUCUGCUGCGAGGCAACGAGUGGGAGCUCUCAGUAUCACGCCCUUCGUAGCUAGAAGACGAAAAUCUGCCACCGCGUUGUGACGGAAGCACAGGGGAUGGGGCUGGGGGAGGACGAGUUCCUCGUGCCGUCGGGGCUAAUGAUGGGGGGUAGCAGCAGAGAGAGCCUGCGAUCUCACCACCAGCACCAGCACCAGCAGCCUCCCGGUCUGUGGAAGCUCACGCGGCCGCUGCUCGUAGCGCUCGGGGUCUUCGGUGUUUCCACAGGCGCCGCGCGGUACCUCUUCCCCCGCAGAAAGCUGCAGCCGCAGCGGGAGCAGCUGGAGAGGCUAGUCGCCGUGAGGACCGGUAAUAGCGCUGUCACGAGCGAGUGCGCCACGGCUUCCAAAGUGGUGAUGGAAGGGGCGGACCUGACCCGAUACUUCUCGCUUGAGCUGGGCGCUGCGGCCGUGUAUGGCGUUGAGGAGUACGAGGCCCUGUACAAUGGUUACAGGUUCUGGUUCGAGAGUGCAGAGAACAAGGCCAUGUUCGAGGAGAGUCCAAAGUCCUACAUUCCUCAGUGGGGGGGCUUCUGCAGUUGGGGGAUUUCCCGGGAGGAUUGGUGGACUGCAGACGAGCUCGGGCCUCCCGCCGACCCGAACCAGUGGCUCAUCACGAACGAUGGUGGUCUUCACUUUUUCAGAAGCGAACUUCCCAUGUCCAAGUUUCUGGGGGAUGUGCCAGGGAACAUCGUGGCCGGCAACCAAAUUUGGCAUUCGUGGUGGGGAGACGUUGAGCCUGCCGCGGACGGCGCAGGAUCUCCCCUCGACACUGACUGCUUCUGCUCGACGGCGACGUGCGAGGACGCCUAAGCCAAGCCGGCUCUCCCUUCCUCCUGGGGGGGUGCUUGGCCACUCCAUUGUCGUCGUCACCGUCGUCACCUACUACCUCUCUCACUGGGGAUCAUUCUUGCCGUGAUGAUCGGCAAACCAGCUGCUGUCUACUCUGUCCGCCUCCCCUUCAUCGCAAAAUCCAACUUCGCUGCUUGUAUUUGUUGGGGUUUGGACGAAAAGUAACGGUCGACCUCUCCGUCGAAAUCCAUUUCCCGCAAUUGUGGUCUUGACCUCUCUUCCGUCGAACUCACUUUCACAUAGUUGCGCCUGUCGUUGCCCGUGUAUCCGGGUCUGAAGCUGUUCAUGUGUUUUGCCCGACAGGGAUAUCGUCGGAAGUACCACCGUUUUUUCUGCCACGCACGUCUAGGCAUCGCCAACAUCGAACUACUUGUGGCGGACGCCUAGUCUCCUUUGGGACAAUGUGUCGAGCAUUUGUGGUUGUGUAGGGCAGGGUCUCAUGGAAGUAUCCACGUGGUAGCCUAGCCGACCUGCCCUACAGCAGUGGAAGCGUUUUUUGUUUUACCUCUUGUGACGAUGACACCAGGGAGGUUACAGCAGAGGGUUGCGCACAAUGGGCAGUACAUGCGACUGACGCUGAAUGUUGGAAAUUAUUGCAGGUACAGUGUCAUGGGUAGGUGUAGCUUCGACUGUUGGGUGCGACAACUUGCGAUUAUGUUGGAACGAUGGCAAGUUUUCCGUUGAGCCCUGUAUGUUUCGCGUAUGUACGGUUUGUCAGGUAUCAUGUACUUCGGGUUUUCUGUUGAUGAAUCAAGUGCCCGUGGCGUGCCACGAGAACGCCACGCGCACCUCCGAUUCGUUGAUGCAUAGAGAAAAGGUGCCCGCAGUUUUCUGAUUGGUCAACUUCUUGAAAGACCGAGCUACCGUGUUUGUUGCCGCGGC
Messenger RNA from Ectocarpus sp. CCAP 1310/34, 1887 nucleotides. NCBI's taxonomy places the organism in Eukaryota, Phaeophyceae, Ectocarpales, Ectocarpaceae. The record is from the annotation of a GenBank genome assembly.